Messenger RNA from Exaiptasia diaphana, 961 nucleotides. Its product is annotated as rhodopsin, GQ-coupled-like. Lineage: Eukaryota; Metazoa; Cnidaria; Anthozoa; Actiniaria; Aiptasiidae. Gene Ontology annotation, molecular function: G protein-coupled receptor activity. The record is from RefSeq and is a predicted model, not a curated record. Gene Ontology annotation, cellular component: membrane. The transcript has a single exon. Gene Ontology annotation, biological process: G protein-coupled receptor signaling pathway. The coding region runs from base 90 to 743 and encodes 217 amino acids.
UAUUAUUAAAUAAAUGAACAGAAAGACAAAACCCGUCAAAUGGACGUUAAUGAAGUAUUCUCUAUGAAUCUUGUAGGUACCAAACACUAAUGACAACUCGACGUUCAGCUAUUCUAAUUGUACUGGGAUGGGUUCAUUCAGUAUUCUGGCCUGUAGCACCGUUGCUUGGAUGGGGAGAAAUCGUCAUGGAUCCUAUGACCAACACCUGUAGACCAAACUUUGGUGGAAAAGGCGUGGUAUCGAAAACCUAUGCAAUGGUUAUGUCAUUCUUUAGCUUUGUAAUCCCAACCGUUGUCAUGAUUGGCUGUUACUGCCAAAUCUUCAGAGUAGCACGAAACCAGGUCAAGUUAAUCAACAAGAAUUCGAUUGAGACAAGACAAAAUGGCGGUUCUCAUAGAAACAAAGCGAACGAAUCUAAAGCUUUAAAGACAGUUCUUUUGGUGUUGGGUGCUUUUGUUCUCGCUUGGCUUCCUUACACUAUAAUCUCGACAGGCAAACUUGUGACAAGAUGGAACAUUGGGCCAACAAGUGCAAAUGCUGUCCUGACGAUCACAUUGAUAAACGGCUCGAUCAAUCCUUUUAUCUACUCUUUACGAGACAAGCGUUUCAAAGGAGGUUUCAAGAAAAUCAUCUGUUCAUGUGGAAAAAACUUGGUUGAGGAUACAAUGGAUUCCUACGUUUCAUCAGUACGACGCACCCAGGCAAGCCAACCAGAAAUCAAUGCUCAAGAUACCCACUUAUGAAUGCAAGAUAACMAAGCAACUUAGAACUUGACCACUAUAGGGCUGGAUUUCCACACAAAACUAUUGAUUUCCACAGCCAGAAAUUGAGAACGAAAAGACGUACUUGUAAAUCAGUAAAAAAGGUCAGACACUUUUAAACCUCAUGUUUGUAAGUAAAUUUCCAACUUUUGAAGGUUGAGSAAUGUUUCAAGAAAACAAAGGCGUAAAAUCAAUGUACU